AUGAACAGUCUUGGGCCACCAACCAAAGAUUCGACGACGUGGAAAAAGGUCUGGUUCGAUUGGAAAUCGAACACAAAACGCAAGCUAGCCCACAACCGUCACGAACAAUUUGCUACAGGUGGGUGUCCUAGUAAGUUUAUUGAACUUACUGCGCUGAAGGAACGAGUUGUUGCUCUUGCAGGACUGGCUCCAGCAGUUGAGGGCAUAGACAGUUGCAGUUUCAGGCUAGAGCCUAGCGCAAAUCAAUCGAUUAAUGGCGGUGGGGAAUCUGCGUCGAUUGAAGAUAAUCGAAUUUUGGAGGAUGGAGCCUGUGAGAAUAAUGAGACGCGUCCAUAG
Toxorhynchites rutilus septentrionalis is the source of this 336-nucleotide messenger RNA. RefSeq lists its product as uncharacterized. The transcript is spliced from 2 exons. NCBI's taxonomy places the organism in Eukaryota, Metazoa, Arthropoda, Insecta, Diptera, Culicidae. The record is from RefSeq and is a predicted model, not a curated record. Bases 1 to 336 code for a protein of 111 amino acids.